Messenger RNA from Mucor mucedo, 447 nucleotides. RefSeq lists its product as uncharacterized. The record is from RefSeq and is a predicted model, not a curated record. The transcript has 2 exons. Bases 1 to 447 code for a protein of 148 amino acids. NCBI's taxonomy places the organism in Eukaryota, Fungi, Mucoromycota, Mucoromycetes, Mucorales, Mucoraceae.
AUGGCUCAAAAGCAAAUUAUCAAGGACAUACCAGACGGAUUAUACCUGGGAGUCUCAAGUGCGAUUCAAGGGCAAAUUGCCAAGGCAACACCAGACGGAUUAUACCUGGGAGUCUCAAACAUAAUAAUGCAAGGAAGACCAGUACCAAAAUAUAAGGAAAACAUUUACACGGAUAUCAACGAAGGCGACGCAUUAUACAUUCUUCAUGAAUAUGUGAAUAAUUUGCCUGGAAGAAUUUCUGUUGUAUCCAUGGCUUAUAAGGAGAACCAAUAUGAUACAAGGUAUAUUGAAAAAAUUGGACUUUCCCGAGACAGUGUCGAUUUUUUCUUGCCUUCAUUUGCAAAUUACCUGGAUUCUCGCUUCCGCCAACAUCUGUACUACGAUUAUUUUGUUGAAAUGUUAAAUAAUAUGAAAAGCCUGUAUCACGAGUCAGAAAAGAUAUUUUAG